Molecule: messenger RNA, 1047 nt
Organism: Penicillium cataractarum
Lineage: Eukaryota; Fungi; Ascomycota; Eurotiomycetes; Eurotiales; Aspergillaceae
Product: glycerophosphodiester phosphodiesterase
Exons: 4
Coding region: 1-1047 (348 amino acids)
Biological process (GO): lipid metabolic process
Molecular function (GO): phosphoric diester hydrolase activity
Source: RefSeq, a predicted model, not a curated record
AUGGCAGAAAUCCACACCCAAAUACAGUCUCCUCUUGAGGAGCACUCGAUCAAACCUCCAACUUCCACAUCAGUACCUCUCCUCCACUCCCCCAGUGGAAACGACUCUCCACAUUUACCCCAGAUCAUCUCCCAUCGAGGGUACAAGGGCAAGUUCCCCGAAAAUACACUUGCAGCAGUCCAAGGCGCCGUCCAAGCCGGUACUCACGCCCUCGAAAUCGAUCUGCAUCUCUCCCGAGAUGGAGUCCUUGUACUUUCCCAUGACCCAAGUCUCCAACGGUGCUACGGAGUCAAGAAAAAGAUCGGCGACUGUGACUGGGACUACCUGAAGACCCUACGCACAUUACAAGCACCCCACGAGCCGAUGCCCCGACUCCUCGAUAUCCUCGAGUAUCUACGUCAACCAGGAUUAGAACAUAUCUGGGUUCUACUGGACAUCAAAACAACCAACGACCCCGAAACAAUAAUGCACCGCAUCUCCCAAACAAUCAGCUCCGUCCCCCCACUCACCCCAACAAGUCCACCCUGGCACACACGCCUAAUCCUCGGCUGCUGGUCCGCCGCCUACCUCCCCCUGCGCAACAAAUACCUGCCCACCUACGAACUAUCCCUAAUAAGCUUCGACCUGGGCUACGCCCGACAAUACCUGCACACCCCCAACAUAUCCUUCAACGUCAACCAGCGAAUCCUAAUGGGCCCGUUUGGGCGGGGCUUCCUGGAGGAAGCACGGGCCGCACAGCGGAAAGUGUUUUUGUGGACGGUUAAUGCGCCGAAUUUAAUGCGGUGGGGGAUUCGGCAUGGUGUGCAGGGGAUUAUUACGGAUGAUCCGGCGUUGUAUGGGCGGGUUUGUAAGGCGUGGGAGGGGGAGAAUAGUGGGAAGGGGAAUGGGACGGUGGUGGAUCCUGAGUUGGUGGUUGAUAAGUUGAGAUUUGGGCAGAGAGUGCAGAUUUGGUUGGUUGCUGCUUUUGUGGUGUUGUUUGGGUGGAUUAUUAGGCGGAAGUAUCUUGUUGGUGUUGAGGUGCAGAUUGAGAAGAGGAAGGCUACAUAA